ACUCAGGGCCGCCUUUGAUGCUUCCUACCUCUCUACUCUUAUUAUUAUGAGCCCACGACCUCCCAACCAGCAGUGGUAACCAUGGCUCUCUCGAUGCUCCGUUCGCGAUGUACGGUGGAUCAUCUGAGGGCGACGUGCCUCUUCGUUGGACCACGACCGAGGCCAAUGGCGAGACCAUCGAGCCAAUCUGGACCUUUCACCACUCAGGCAGGGAUCAUUGAUCGGAGCUACGAGCAUGUCUUUGUGCCAUCUGAUGUUUCUGCACUCCGGCCCGUAUCGUUUGCCCCAGAGCCUCCGCGAAGACGCCAUCUGGCUUACUGGCAACACAUCCGGAUGUGGAAAGAUGUCUCGGAGGAAGACUUUUUGAGCUACCGCUGGCAGACGAGCAACACCAUCGAUCGGAAGGACAAGCUUCUCAGAUUCCUCGAAGGCGUUCUUCCGGAGCGCAUACCACACUCCCCGCAUGUCCAGUCAGCAUGGUCCCAUAUCCGAACGCGCGAGGACUUUCUUGCAGAUGUCGAGGGAGGCAUGAAGGUGGCUCCAAUGUCGGUCCGCUUGACACCGCACAUGCUGAGUGUUGCUGACUGGUGCAAUCCAUUGGAAGAUCCCAUUCGGAGGCAAUUCAUUCCUCUGCGAUCCACCAGAAGGGAAGAUCACCCAGCGCUUGAGCUGGACUCUCUCCACGAGGAGGAUGACUCGCCUGUCCCAGGUCUUGUCCAUCGAUAUCCCGACAAGGUGUUGUUUCUCGCAACCAGCGUGUGCCCUGUCUAUUGCCGAUUCUGCACAAGAUCGUACGCGGUAGGAAACAAUACCGAAUCUGUCAUCAAAGCAUCGCAAAAGCCCACGCGCAAAAGAUGGGAGGCCAUGUUCCAGUACAUCGAUCGCACUCCUGCAAUACAGGACGUCGUAGUCUCGGGAGGAGAUUCCUAUUACCUCCAGCCCGAACAACUCCACAUGGUCGGAAAGCGAUUACUGCAGAUUCCACAUGUCCAGCGGAUCCGCUUUGCAUCCAAAGGCCUCGCAGCCUGUCCCAUGAGAAUCUUCGAUCGCGACGAUAGCUGGACAGACGCGUUCGUUGGACUCAGCAACCUCGGUCGCUCGAUUGGAAAGCAAGUCGCAAUGCACACACAUUUCAACAAUCCGCAGGAAAUCACCUGGACCACCGAACGAGCAGCCCGAUAUCUCUUUGAGCGCGGAGUGACAGUACGGAACCAAACCGUCCUCCUCAAAGGCGUCAAUGACGACCUCGCCACCAUGUCCGCGCUGAUUCGCAAACUCGCCGAUUUGAACAUUCAACCGUACUAUGUCUAUCAAUCCGACAUGAUUCGCGGCGUCGAAGAUUUGCGAACUCCCUUGUCGACCAUUUUGCAUCUGGAAAAACAUCUUCGCGGAACGAUUGCGGGAUUCAUGACGCCUUCGUUUGUGGUGGAUUUACCUGGAGGUGGAGGCAAACGGUUGGCGAAUAGCUUCGAUAGCUAUGAUGAGGAGGCUGGAGUGAGCUAUUGGAGUGCACCGGGAGUUGCGGGAGAUGAAGUUUUCACAUAUCAUGAUCCUGUACAGUGAGGAGAGGAGAAGAGGAGAAAAAGGGAAAAAGGGACAUUUCAACCUCCACGGCUGCUGACAGACAAGACAGUCGAUCGAGAGAGAGAAAAUAAAAAGUUGCAACAAAGACAACAGACUAGGGGGAUAGAGCGGAAAAAACUGCUUUUGUGUGUGUGUGAGUGUGUGGGUGGGUGGAUGAAAAAGAAUGAGAUGAUGACGUUGAUUAUAAAAACGACGACGACGACGACAACGACAUCGACGACAUCGACGACGAAUGAUACCUGUACCUGAUAACACCCAUGUGUUGUUGUAUGUGAGCGUUACAAUGAUAUGGUACCUAUCAACAUGUACAUAGUAGCAGCGAGGAUCAAAAAGGGGAAUCAAUCGUACCUAAUUACAUACGUACGUGUCUAGACUAGAUAAAAAGUAAA
This is a messenger RNA of Sphaerulina musiva SO2202, 1973 nucleotides long. Its product is annotated as kama family protein. Bases 82 to 1563 code for a protein of 493 amino acids. The record is from RefSeq and is a predicted model, not a curated record. NCBI's taxonomy places the organism in Eukaryota, Fungi, Ascomycota, Dothideomycetes, Mycosphaerellales, Mycosphaerellaceae. Gene Ontology annotation, molecular function: iron-sulfur cluster binding; catalytic activity. The transcript has 3 exons.